CUACCAUCUGGUAGCUGAUGGUAGUGGUACGCUACCACUAUCACUAGUAAGCUACCAGAUGGUAGUGGUAGCAUACCACUAUCACUGGUACGCUACCAGAAGAAAAAUGGUACCACUAGUUGAAACAAGAAAAAAAAUCAGAUCUAGAAAAGGGGAGUCGGUGACGGGAAAGAGAGCCAGGGAAGAGGGUGACCUCGCGGUGGCGGCAGUGGUGGGAGACGAAGGGCGGCUAGAGGGCUCCAAUGGGGAGAGGAUGACUGCGCCGCGGUGGUGGGAGGCGGACGUUGCGACGGACCGACGAGAGAGAGAGAGUUGCAAUGGCAGGGGGUGGAGGGAGGCUGAGGAUUGCGGUGACGGCGGCGGUGGCGGUGGAGGGCUACUGCGGGAGACAGGGGCAACGACGCCGGGGGUCGAGGGCUACGGCGAUGGAGGGUGCGGCAGCGGUGGAGGACUGCUGCGAUGGUGGAUGGCUGCGUGAGAGAGGAAGGAGGUGGAGAGGGAGGACUUAGAGUUUUGUUUUUAAUUUAUAUGGGAGGGUAAAUGAAUGUGUGGUAAAUUUUUCCUAUUCCAAAAUAUCCUUCGUUUAAUAUUAACCAUCAAUUUGAAAAAGAGAAGAAAGAGACAAGAAAGAGGGCAUAUCCAAUAGUGAGGAGAUGAGUUGUCAAACUCACAACCCCCUAUGAGGGUUGUCACCGUAUCCCAUCCCUUUCAUACAUAUACUAAAAAAAAAAUAAGGAUGUAUAGUAUUA
Molecule: messenger RNA, 749 nt
Organism: Linum trigynum
Lineage: Eukaryota; Viridiplantae; Streptophyta; Magnoliopsida; Malpighiales; Linaceae
Source: the annotation of a GenBank genome assembly